Messenger RNA from Stylonychia lemnae, 1491 nucleotides. The record is from the annotation of a GenBank genome assembly. NCBI's taxonomy places the organism in Eukaryota, Ciliophora, Spirotrichea, Sporadotrichida, Oxytrichidae.
AUGGAAUCAUUUGGUGAUGAUGAUAACCUGUUGAUAACAAAUAACUAUGAGGAAGAUUAUAUCAAGAUUAAUGGAAAAUAGAAGAAAAACCAAAUUCAGCAGAGUUUUCAAUCGAUUUCUCAACUUAACAACGUGAGUUCCCAAAAUAGACGAGUUUAUAUUAAGAAGGAUAGGAAGACAUAGGUUCAAGAAACUCCUAAAUCUAUAACUCAGCAGCUUAAAUAAAGCUAUCAGUCAUACCAGAAUAUCUCAAGUUCUGGCAUCAAUCUAUUUAAUGAAAACUUUCUCUAAGAAUUCGGAUAUUUAAAUAAAAUAAAAUAUUACAAUGAGAUAACCAGUCCAAAUCAAAAUCUAGUCAAAUAGAAGAAAUCGAAUAAGAAAAAAAGAGAAUAAAAAAGUAUCAGAAAGACUGCAGUUAGUGCAAAACCUAGCAUUAUGAAAUAUAAUUACUCUUAGCUUGAAAAGCAAUCUUAAAAUUUCAGUGGAUCAAUCUAGCCAACAUUAACUGAGCUAGAAAUGAAAAUGGGCUUGUUUUACUUUAAAAAUCCAAAGACACUUUAAAUGGUUCAUUUAGAUCCUAAGUCUCCUAAAUAUCUUAGAGAGGAAGAACUGUUUUAAAAUUACAAGGAUUUAUUUAAAGUUUAAGAAGGUUUUGCUUUUAUAAAUGUAGAGCUAAUGAAUCACAAGAAUGAAUUAGAAUUAAGACAUUUAGUUUUUGGACUUAGAAAAGGAUGCUAGGUGAUAUAAGAAUUUGAUAGAGAUGAUGACACUGAGUAUACCUGCUUUAAAUUUGAUAAAGAUAGAAAAUUUAACUGGCAUAGCUCAAUGGUAGUAUUUGAUGGAAAUCAACUUAUAAUUACAGGUGGUGAAUCCGAUAGAGAACUUACCAUUGAAACUUUGAAAUUUAUACUCAAGAUUAAUAAAUAAAAUAAAAGAAUAGAGAUCCGACAAGAUGUGUCUUUCCCAAAGUUAAUCUAGAAAAGAUCAAGGCAUAAUUCAUUUAUUCAUAAAGAUUAUCUAUUUGUGAUGUUUGGAAAUGUUCUGACAAUUGAAUUCCUAAAUUUAAGGAGUUAGAAUGCUUAUUUUCAAUAGAUUGACAUUGAUAACACAUAUGAUAUACUAAAGCCGAUAGUAUUCAUGUAAGAGGAAGAUUAUCCUGAUAAAGUCUUUAUCUUUGGAGGGUCAUAAUAUAAAAGAUUUAAGAAUGAAAGAGAAGCUUUGCUGAUUGAGAUGAAAAUCACAUUUAUAUAAUAACAAGAAAAUUCUUUAUUUGUAGAAUUCGAUACCCGACUUAGUAUAUAAUAUAAAAGCCCGGUAUUCGAGCAGAACAUGCCAAAUAAAUGUUAUUACAAGGAUCAAGAUACAUGGUUAUUUUUGGAUGAAAAGGGAUAGCUAUAUAAAUAUGAAGAUAUGCUGGGAAAUUUAGCAAGAAUUAAAUCUGGAAAUGAAAAAAAAUAAAGCAUUGACUGUUCAUUAUUAUAAUUUCUUUGA